Molecule: messenger RNA, 669 nt
Organism: Pieris macdunnoughi
Lineage: Eukaryota; Metazoa; Arthropoda; Insecta; Lepidoptera; Pieridae
Source: the annotation of a GenBank genome assembly
AUGACGAAUACCCCGAUGAGGUUGAUGAGCCUUCAGCUGCGUGAACUGAUCCUUCAGCUUCCUAAAGAACACACGAACCACAUAUUGGUGACUAUGGCGAGCAAGAUGCCAUCACACGAACAACAUAUUGGUGACUAUGGCGAGCAAGAUGCCGUUCUCCUGAAGAAGAGAUCACCAGUGCAUCCGAGGACGGUGCACGGUCAGGAGAGGCCGUAUAAGCAUGUAUAUUGCGAUGACGAAUACCCCGAUGAGGUUGGUGAGCCUUCAGCUGCGUGUACUGAUCCUUCUGCUUCUUCAAGAUCACACGAACCACAUAUUGCUGCGUGUACUGAUUCUUCUGCUUCUUCAAGAUCACACGAACCACAUAUUGGUGACUAUGGCGAGCAAGAUGCCGUUCUCCUGAAGAAGAGAUCACCAGUGCAUCCGAGGACGGUGCACGGUCAGGAGAGGCCGUAUAAGCAUGUAUAUUGCGAUGACGAAUACCCCGAUGAGCAGACGCAGUCCUGGUUCACGUUACUAACGUGGGAACUUGUACAAGUUCAAAUUGCGAUGACGAAUACCCCGAUGAUGUUGGUGAGCCUUCAGCUGCGUGUACUGAUCCUUCUGCUUCCUGAAGAACACACGAACCACAUAUUGGUGACUAUGGCGACCAAGAUGCCGUUCUCCUAA